Molecule: messenger RNA, 2665 nt
Organism: Exaiptasia diaphana
Lineage: Eukaryota; Metazoa; Cnidaria; Anthozoa; Actiniaria; Aiptasiidae
Product: phe13-bombesin receptor-like
Exons: 2
Coding region: 200-1237 (345 amino acids)
Biological process (GO): G protein-coupled receptor signaling pathway
Cellular component (GO): membrane
Molecular function (GO): G protein-coupled receptor activity
Source: RefSeq, a predicted model, not a curated record
UUCAAAGAACUGAUCAACUGUGAAAGUACUGAGCCGGGAAAUUCUCCCGCCGACCUGGUAAGUCCGUAUUUCUGCCGCUAAAAAGAUAAACACCUCAUUACUGGGAUAAAAGGAAGAYUUUUCUCUUUGGGAGAGAGAUUAAAUUCUAAAUUAGACAGUUUUGUUUUGAGAGGAAAGUCCUUCAUGUUAUAAAGAUACCAUGGCGAAAUGUAAAGAGAACAGCAGCGAGCUUUGCAUGGAAACGAUUCUUGGAAAUGCAUCGCGACAAGSAACGGAGGACUGUUUCGACGACCAGUACUCUCGUAGCGCUAAAACAACAGCUUGCAUCACGAUAUUAUUGGUGACAAUCGUCCUUAAUUUAUUGGUAAUAUAUCCCGUGUACAAGUACAAGAAGAUGCGAAAGAAUAUCAACUAUUUCAUCGUUAACAUGGCCAUCAGUGACAUUCUYCUCGCUUCACUCACUAACAUCUUCAUCGUCGAGCAAAUGGUUUCUGGAGAUUGGCAUUGGAAGAUCCAAGGGGCAGCUGGUCGUAUAACUUGUAAAAUGAUGAACUUUAUGACAACAAUGCUACUUCUUGUUUCGCCUAAUACUUUAUUUUUCAUGACUUUGGAAAGAUACCGAGGUGUGUCGUCGAAAACAGCGCUGCGUAGCAUGUCUCGUUCAAUGAGAUGGUGCUGYAUUAGUAUGUGCUGGAUAAUUCCGUCUAUACUUUACGCCGUCGAACUUUUCAGAGUCGAUCUUUCGUAUWACAACGAAAUCCCUUAUUGUGUUGUUAUAAAGAAUCUUCGACAUUUAAACUAUCUUAUAGGGCUUUUCACAUUYUAUGUGAUUCUCUACAUCGCAGUGUUUCUUCUUGGGUUUCUAACUCUGAGAAAACUUAAGAAAUCCGAACAAUCGAUAACAGUUGAAGAAAGCCGGCAGAGAAAGCGAAGAAGUGAGCGAAUAAGAAGUGCUGUUAGAAUGGUGCUAUGUUCUCUGUGCUCGUUCAUUCUACUCUCCACUCCAUAYCAUGUUUUUAUGCUUUUGGACAAGUUGUACCCAAAAAUUAUACCGUGCAAGCCGAAGAUUAACCUCAACUUUGUCUUCCGCUAUCUAAUUUCACUUAACUCGGCUUUGAGCCCUUGUAUCUAUUUCAUCUUCAUCAGGGAUUUUAGAACGUUUGUAAGGGGAGUAUAUUCAGCCAAAACACGAGAGACUUCAAAAACGGAACUUUGCGCACUGCAAACRCAUCAAUAAAAUACAAUAUUUUCGUGUCUCACAUAACUAGAAAACUACAGAGAGCUUAUACAGGAUGAUACAACAGCUUCAUUGAUUCAGUGGGUGGUUAUAGUUCUUCACUCAAGUUAACCAUGGUACAAGCUGUGGUACAACUACCGCCUGUGGAUUUUAAUUAAUACGUCUUACGUAAUGAUUGCACUGCUUAUCGCGCCACCAUWUUUGCAGCACYAGUUCAAUUAUUAGUGUGAAUAAUUAAUUAAUAGCUGYACUCAUCACUUGGAAUUAAAUAAGUGGAUUCACUGUGGAAUCUCAUGUACGAAAAUGUCUGAUUCUAGCUUAGUGAUAUCAAUGAUAGGGAGAAAGAUCGAAUAAUAUUACAUAAUAAAGAAUGAUAAUCUUAUGUUGAGUAAUAGGUGAAAUGUUCUAGGUUUUUGUUAAAGAGGCUACAUAAAUUGACUUUGUAUGUAAUAUUAAAUAAAAUAGCUUUCUCUUGGUACGCGUCACCUCAAAAAAACGGAUAUGUCAUAUAUGGGAAUAAUAUACCAUAGCUGCUACAAGUUGUUUCUCGCCAGCAACCCAUCGAUUUUUAGUAGCGGUAAUUUGACGAUCAUUUUCAACGAAAGAUUUAGUCAUUUUAGGAUAAAUCGAUUGCUGUGAUCUUGUUUGUCAAAUUUUCCGAAAAUUGCACGAAAAAAACAAAAAAACAAAAAACAAAAAACAAAAAACAAAAACAAAAAAAAAAAACAACAACAACACUGAAGACUUUUGACCCAUUGGUAAUCUUCAAGUUCCCGAAAGACAGGUUCGAAGUUGUAAUCCUUUUUACAAAGCUGAUCAAUAUAUAUGAAAAAUUACCAUAUAGCUAGUCAUUUUACGGCUAAUAAAGCGAAUAUCGAGUUAUUAUCACCUAAGAAAUGUAGAUUCUUAGUAAAAUCUACUUAACAAAAACAACGAAAAAUGGGAUAUCGCAUUACUCUGACUCGAAGAAAACAGCUUAGACAGCUUGUGAAACGAUAAACGUUAACACUAAGUAAACGAAGUCAUCCUGUGUUUCUUACAAAUCUUUAUUUAUAAGUCUGAAUAAAAAGAUGAAAAUCUGGAUUUAGAAUUUUCAUAAGAAAAGCUUCAAUUUUACGCGAAAGUUAAAGCGAUACUUUAUUUCUUGUAAAGCUUCCUCGAUGACCACCGUAGCGAGAGACACGUUUUACAGGGAAUUAAAAAGUGCAAAAUGGUUUAGAUGUAGCUCUUCCACGCCUCGAAUUAACGAGAUGAUUGUACAAGGUGAGGUGCAUGAUCCGUUGUCGCGAAACGUCAAUCGAGGAAGGAUUCGAAAGAAAGUUUCAAGGUGUCACAACGCCUWAGCUGUUCAUUAAGAGAGAAGGAGUGCUAUUAAUUUGAAUUGGAAUUAGUUUGUCACGAAAAUAAAAUAUCAUUUGUCAUUUGUUU